Hippoglossus stenolepis (Pacific halibut) is the source of this 2621-nucleotide messenger RNA. It is a transcript of the gene ntsr1, whose product is annotated as neurotensin receptor 1 (high affinity). The coding region runs from base 1 to 810 and encodes 269 amino acids. Gene Ontology annotation, biological process: neuropeptide signaling pathway. Gene Ontology annotation, molecular function: G protein-coupled neurotensin receptor activity. The transcript has 5 exons. The record is from RefSeq and is a predicted model, not a curated record. NCBI's taxonomy places the organism in Eukaryota, Metazoa, Chordata, Actinopteri, Pleuronectiformes, Pleuronectidae. Gene Ontology annotation, cellular component: plasma membrane.
AUGCCUCCAAAGGCGCUUUUGGGAUCUGAGAGGGACAGGGAGAUAGAGGCGGAUAGGAGGGCCGUUACUUGGGCCAAGAUCAGUCUGCUAGGCCUCCUGCACCCGGGACUCCACCUCCCAGAAAGCAGCUGUCACAACACAAGAGGGAAGGAGGAUGGACUCUGGAGGUUUGCUGGGGGUCUCAGGGGCCAUCUCUCAGGAAAGGGCAUCAGGUUUCUGGUUGCGGGAUCCGGGUCUACUUCUGGAGAAUAUGAGGAGGUCGUCCAGGUGAAUGCCUUUCUGUCCUUUGUGGUUCCCAUGGUGGCCAUAUCUGUGCUGAACGGGGUCAUAGCCAAUCAGCUGCUGCGAAUGUUCCGCGAGGCAGAGCAGGAAAACCGCGUCUGCAUCAUUGGGGGAAAUCCCACCAUGCUGAAUGUCACGGUGGAGCCAAACCGUGCUCAGUCGCUUCGCCAUGGAGUUCUUGUCCUCCGAGCGGUGGUCAUUGCGUUCGUGGUCUGCUGGCUGCCCUAUCACGCUCGCCGCCUCAUGUUUUGCUACAUCUCUGACUGGUCUGAUGACUUGUAUGACUUCUACCACUAUUUCUACAUGCUGACCAAUGUCCUGUUCUACGUCAGCUCGGCCAUCAAUCCCAUCCUCUACAACCUGGUGUCAGCCACCUACCGCCAGAUCUUCUUCUCCACCCUGCGCUACUUCUGCAUGCCCUGCCAACAUAGGCCCAGGAGGCACCCCCACCCCUUGACCCGCCACUCCAUUAGCAUCUCCAGCAACCACACCCUCUCCACCAACAUCAUCAAAGAGACGGCGUACUAAGUGUGGUGGAAUACACUUUGUCUGUACUGUGUUUACUGGUCCGACUUUAAGGAAAUUCUGGGACAGGGCUGGAGACUUUACAGGGGCCACCAUCAUUGUCAUGUGGGGUCAAAUGCCCACUCUGAGACCGUGGUUAUUUAAUUUCAGACUUUGUACAUUUUGUUGUGAGAUGUUACUUCCUUAUGAAGCAUAACAUGAGUUUGUAUUGUAAAAAGAAGAAUGAAAAAAGAAAGGAAGGUCGAUAUAAACAGUUAAUCCUUAACAUCAAACUGAUAUAUGAAUGUUUUGUACAAUGUUUCUAUAUGUACAUGUACAAACAUUUUUGCGGACCAGUCAUUCUCACUUGCUUGGUGCUAAACAGUAGAAAUUACUGUUUCAGUGUCUUUAAGAAAGAACUUUAAAAAUUAUCCUGAAAGUAAGAAUGGCCUCUGGCAAAAAUUCUAUAAAACUUCUGAUGUAAGCCUCUGUGUUAUUCAGAAUGGGCACCUGUGGAUAAUCCUUGCUUUGAUGUUAGAAAAAAGGUGGAUGCAAAGAGUGGGUAUUUCUCUUCCUUGUGUCUGAGUUGCACUGACAGCUGUGUCGGAAGAAUCUCUUCCAUUUCCGUCCCUCUCUUCACUAAAAUCAGGAUUGUUUUUGAUCAGAAAUGUAGUAGUUUAGAGGAUAUGUCAAGAUUAUGCUAGUAUGAAGACAAUUUGGCAGGUGAACUCUUAAAACUCUGAAAUAUGAACGCCAUGGGAUUUCCAGAGAAAAACAUAAAAAACAGCUUUCAGAGCUACAGAAGUGGCUGCAAUUUAUUAUUUGAAGGAUUCAUACAAAUCAGUAGUGGCCGUGGGGAGUAAAUAACAUAUGGUAGAAACUGUGCUAAUUUUGCCAGCAAUUUUUUGCUUGAUCCUGAAAUAAAACGUCUAUGUUAGAUUCGGUUGUAUUUAUCAACAUCAAUAUUUUGAGUCAGUUUAAAAAAACUGAAUGAACAUUGUCUUGUCUUAGUCUUAGAAAAAGACUAAGAGUCAUCAUUUUAGUCAAAAUGUUUUUAGGUAAAAUUUCACAUAGCUGGUUGUUAAAGAGGCAGCUGCAACACAGUGGCAGGCGAUGCAAUCUUAUUGGGCAACUGCGACAGUCCUUAAAAUGUUCACUUAAAGUGAUUGUUUUUCACCAAUAGUCUGGCAAAAUUGCACAUGCCUCGCUCAACAAGAAGUCUUACUCUCAGCUGUGCAGCAGCUAGUUGUCCCUCUGCUGCUUGUAGCCUCUCUCUCUCUUUUUGUUCACUCUUCAGUUUGAAGGAGCUCUUUGUCAGCACACUCAGGCUCCAACAAGUAGUGACAACCAUCGAAUUCAAAUAAUUCAUUGACAUUGUCCAUCAGAAAAAGAUUCAGCCAUAACAGUUUUCUCUGUAAAAUCCAAACUCUACUCUCCAACUCUCUUUCUUACUCUGACUUUCAUUCACGUUACCACCUCCUUCUUCCUUCAACAGACUUGAGGGUGAGACGUUUUGUUGAGCGAGACGAUGUUGCCAGAUUCUUAGAAAAGACCAAGAACUUUAUUGGAGGAUAAAAAAGUUUUUGUUGACUUUUAGUUAAUUUUGAGGACUGUCGCAGUUGCCCCAUGAGAUUACAUUGUAGCCACUGCUGCUGUGUCAUGGCUGCCAUGCGAGCGGAGGCAAACUACUCGACGGAUGACAAACGUUUUUGUAAAUACUAUUCAUUUACACUCACACACAUUUAUAAACAGAAUUUUUUUGCAAUAUAAAUCAAUCAGAAAGUAACAAGAAAAAAGAAAAGUUUUCAAAAUAAAAAAAAAGCUUGUUCAAUAAA